Mauremys mutica (yellowpond turtle) is the source of this 6523-nucleotide messenger RNA. It is a transcript of the gene ASB2, whose product is annotated as ankyrin repeat and SOCS box containing 2. The transcript is spliced from 10 exons. NCBI's taxonomy places the organism in Eukaryota, Metazoa, Chordata, Testudines, Geoemydidae. Gene Ontology annotation, biological process: intracellular signal transduction. The coding region runs from base 259 to 2199 and encodes 646 amino acids. The record is from RefSeq and is a predicted model, not a curated record. Gene Ontology annotation, molecular function: protein binding.
AGUGCAUCUUCAAGCAGGAAAUCUGAGAUUCAGAACAACUUAUAUUUUGGCUGGUAAUCGUUGAUCAUGGGGUGAUCCAGAAAUAAACUACAGGCUUCAAAGUGAGUGCAUUUCAAAGCUGCCCUGCAGUAGAUCAGCGCACCCAAGGAAAGGCAAGAGAUGAAUAUUAACAGGGAUUUUCUGUACUGAGACUUACCCAAGGAGAGAAGUCUUUGCAGCAUUAUUGUUUUGUUUCAGAAACCAUCAGGCAAGCAGAAGAUGGCUACAAAGAUUACGGCCACAACAAACACCCAAAGAAAAACAAUAGGUCACGAGGAGUACAGUCUGUACAGUAGCAUGAGUGAAGACGAGCUUAUUCAACUGGCCAUAGAACAGAGCCUGACAGAGGAUCCCUCAGGUCAGUCAGCUGCCCAGAGUCAUCAGAAAUCAGUCAUGACAGCCCCAGGAGAGCCACCUACGUUGACGCGUCCUUGCUCUCAUAAUCCACCACACCAGAUUAAUGCUUGGCACAGGUUGGCAGCCCAGUCCGGAGGCCAAGCUCCGGGGUCAUCUUGGGGGGUCAGACGAAGGUACGACGGCAGCCUGUUCAUCACCCCCCAGCCUGUAGAGCUGGAUCCUGUAGUGGAAGCAAUCAAGGAAGGAGAUGAAAAUGCCCUGCUCAAUAUGAUGAAAUCAGGGAAGAACCUUUCCGAACCUAACAAGGAUGGAUGGCUACCACUGCACGAAGCUGCCUACUAUGGCCAAGCAGGCUGCCUGAAAGUGUUGCAAAGAGCAUACCCCGGAACCACGGAUCAGCGUACGCUUCAGGAAGAGACAGCGCUGUACAUAGCAACAAGCAGGGGAAACCUGGACUGUCUACUGUCUUUGCUGCAAGCCGGGGCUGAACCUGAUAUUACAAACAAGUCCAGGGAGACUCCACUCUAUAAAGCCUGUGAACGCAAAAACAUCGAAGCUGUGAGGAUGCUGGUGCAGUACAAUGCCGAUGCAAACCACCGGUGCAACCGGGGAUGGACUGCUCUCCAUGAGGCCGUCUCUCGGAAUGACAUAGAAAUAAUUGAUAUCCUGAUCAAAGGGGGAGCCAAGAUUGAAAGCAAGAACACCUAUGGGAUCACCUCUUUAUUUGUGGCUGCCGAGGGUGGGCAGUUAGAUGCUUUGCGAUACCUUGCCAAGUGUGGUGCUGAUAUCAACACCCAAGCCAGCGAUAGUGCCUCUGCUCUUUAUGAAGCCUGUAAAAAUGGACAUGAAAAGGUGGUGGAGUUUCUCUUGUCCCAAGGUGCAGAUGCUAACAAAACCAAUAAGGAUGGUUUAUUACCUCUUCAUAUAGCAUCCAAAAAAGGCAAUUAUGAGAUAGUCAAAAUGCUGCUCCCCGUGACCAGCCGCACUCGGGUCAAGCGCAGCGGCAUCAGCCCGCUCCAUCUUGCGGCUGAGCGCAACAACGACGACAUCUUGGAAGAGCUAAUUGAGGCCGGCUAUGAUGUGAACACCACCCUCUCCUUUGAGAGAGCCCGGCUCUACGAGGACAGGCGCAGCACCGUCCUCUACUUCGCCGUCAUUAACAAUAACAUCUACGCCACAGAGCUGCUGCUGAAAGCCGGCGCCAACCCCAACAUCGAUCUUAUCAACCCCCUGCUAAUCUCCAUUCGCCACGGUUGCCUGAAAACCAUGAAGCUGCUUCUAGACCACGGGGCGAAUAUUGAUGCGUACAUUUCUAGCCAUCCCACUACUUUCCCGGCCACCAUCAUGUUUUCAAUGAAGUACCUCAGUCUGCUCAAAUUUCUAAUGGAUCUGGGCUGUGACGCCGACUCCUGUUUUAAGUGUCAGUAUGGAAAUGGCCCACAUCCUGUGCUGGAACAUAGAAGGAACAGAUUGGAUGAUACCCCGGUGAACAAACAGCCAAACAUAGUACAGUUUUGUGAUAUGGUGUCUGCUCCGGAGAUGAAUCGCUGGGCCGGGCCUAUUAUCGAUGUUCUCCUGGAUUAUGUGGGCAACGUGCAGCUCUGUGCCCGGCUAAAGGAGCACAUAGACAGCUACGAGGACUGGGCAGUCGUUAAAGAGAAAGCAGAACCCCCCAGGCCUCUCGCUCACCUUUGCCGGAUCAAGGUUCGAAAUGUGAUUGGGAGAAACCGCAUUAAACUGAUUGACACUUUGCCUUUGCCGGGCAGACUGAUUCGAUACCUGCAGUAUGAUUAUUCACAGUGACCUCGUGCAAACCUGGUGAUCAGCAGCUUCCUUGUGCAACAACCCAAUUCAUUAGAGAGAAGAGUAUUCACAUGAUCAUGUUGAACGGACUGCAUGAUGGGAAGGAACCUGUGUCACAUGUCACACAGGAUCACCCCCUAGCUAAUCUGUGUGCAUUACAAUGCUGGAAAGGGAGAGAGAAGAAACGGAGAGUGAAAGACACAGAGUGACAGAGACAAGGACAGACGAUCCUUUGAUUUUUUUUCCCAAAAGAAAACAAGAGCUUUGGAAUGUUACACACCUCAGAGAUCCGUAGGGAAGGGGACAGGAAAGCCAGCACUGAAAAACUAGCAGAGUCAAAGCCCCAUGACAUUGUGGGAUUCAAAAAAGACCUGAGGGUCUUUCAGAGGUUAAAGUUCUUCAGUGCUCAGGAGUCAGUAAUUGUCAAGAAUCUGCAUAUCUGGGGAAACAAUCACGUUUCCCUGAGUGUUAUUUUGUUUUCUGUCAUGUUAGACUGAGCCGUUUGCUGGUUGCUAAUUCUCUGGUACCUUGACAUUAUCUCUCUCGCCUAUUUAUUUUGUUUCUUUGGCCUUUUCCCUUGAUUUCCAACUGUUCAAAACUCAGAGCUUUUGAGAAGAUUUUUUCUCCCCAACAAAGACAUUUUGUAAAUAUUGGUUCAAACCAAGAAGACUUGACUCAUCCUAAACUCCUGUUAAAGUCAGUGGACAUUUUAUUUGAGUAAAAAUACCAGGACUGAAGGAUUUAGCUCACAGUAAAUACUGUUUGUGGUAUAUUAAAUGUGCAUAAGAAGUAGGGUUCUGGUAUAAGUGAAUUUCUGCAGUAAAGAUCCAAAAGCAAUUCUGAAUUACUUUUAACUGGUGUAAAUCCGAAAUAGCACCACAGAAGUCAAUGGAUUGUCUCCACCAUAAAAUUGCUAUGAGAGCAGAAUCAGACCCUGAAGUUCAGGUGACAGAUUUUAGUGAAGCCAAGACACUGAGCUAUUGUUACUUGUAGAAGAGUGAGAUUAUUUCAAAAUUAUAAACACUGGCACUAAGAUUUUCAAAAAUUAGGCUCCUAUGUCCUUAUUUAUGCAUUUAAAUAGUGCCAGAUUAUGAUACACUUACACUGAACCAGGGCCGGCUCCAGGCACCAGCGCAGCAAGCAGGUGCUUGGGGCGGCCAAUAGAAAGAGGCGGCAUGUGUUCGGGUCUUCGGCGGCAAUUCUGAAGUGCCGCCGAUCGCGGCUUCUUUUUUUUUUUUUUUCGCCGCUUGGGGUGACAAAAACGCUGGAGCCGGCCCUGCACUGAACAUUUACUUAUGCCACAAGUAAGUUCACUGAAGUCAGUGAGGGGACUUGUGCAGUAAGGUGCUACUCAAGGAAAAUUACAGUAUCAUAAUUUGGCCCUAAGUGGCCUGAAUUGCAAAAAUGCUGAGUACCCGGAAGCUCCCACUGACAUCAAUGGAAGCUGCUAGAUUUCAGCCCCUUUGAAAAUCAAAUAAUUUAUUUGGCACCCAAAUAAGGAUUUACAUUAGACCCCUAUCUUUGCAAAUCUUGGCCUAGAAAUAUACAGGCUCUUUGCCCUCUAAUUGUAAACACAAAAGGAGUUUUGGGCUCCAGUCUGAUUUGGAUUCAUACCAGAGAUUAUCUGCACGUCCAACCAUACAUACAUUAGGUAUGGUUUUGUGUGUUGACCUGCCCACCAGCUACUGAUUCAGACAGAAAUCUAAGCAAAGCAGGGGAAAUACAGUUAUUUGUGACACACAGGUUUCUUCUUAGAGACUUGUACACCUUACCACAAAACUAUAAGUGUAUUGCACACAUGCAUGUCUGUUUUUGCCCAAAGUUUGGGGUGAAAUUCCACAAGCGCUGCAAGGUGUGGGAUGUAAGCAACAGUAGCAACAACUGCAGCUAAUUGCACCGCUGUGUGUUGACUGUCCCCUUCCAAAAUGCAAUGGCAGUUGAGAAACCAACGCCGUUUCAAUUCAGAUUGAGCUGUGAUCCUCUAGCAGAGCUUUGAAGAAAGUGAUUAGUGCCUGGCCAGCUCCUCAGCUGGUGAAAAUGGGGAAAGCUCCACCCAUUGUCUUCAUUUACUCCCACUUAUGUUCUGGCCCCUCAUUCUCAGGUCUAACAAUGAUGCUGACCAUUCUUCCUCCUCCGGUGGGUAUCUCCUGCUUUGGUGAACUACACUCCAGACAGGUUGAAAGUGAGAUGAAGGACAGAAGAGAUGCCAAACAACAAGCUAUUUCCCAUUCCAAAAACAAUGAUGGGCCAGAUCCUGCAAGAUGCUGAGCAGCUCGAUAUAGCAACCUCAGAGGGAAAAUAAUUCAGAACAGGCACCUGCUCUGCAGCUAGCGUAAAUGGGCACAGCACCCAUUACUCCAGGGGAAUAGCACCCAUUUAUACCAGCUAGGAUCCAGCCUUUGGUGUUUGCAAACAGUUUGCUGGAGGGAGCUCUGAAAAUCACCCCUGCUGUCUGGUAACUCAUCCCAGCAGCACGGCACCUCAGAGAAUAUUUACAUAAUUCUAAGAAAACAAUUUUUGACCACUUAAAACUCCCCAAAUUUCCCCCUUUCAAUAAUGAACCGUAAUUUGCCAAGAAACAAACAUACAAUAAAGAAUCGGAAAAAGACCCAACCUGGGAGCCCUCCUUGUGAGCCCAGGCAUAUUACCGCUGGCCUGACAGGAAGCUGCUGAGACACAGCCUUGCUUUUGAAUAUUUAGCAUGAACAUCCUAGGUGAACAGAUGCAUGGCCUGUCCAUACAGCCCUUACUUAUGCUGGUGAACACUUACUUCAUUGAAGAGACUAAUGCCUGUGAAUAAAGUGCACACCCACAUGUGAAAGGAUUCCACAGGCCAGCUCCCGUAGUCCUAACAGGACUGUGUGAACUAAGGAGCUUUUGAUAUACAGAAAAAUCACCUGGUUAGCUGACAUAGCUCACAUCUAUGUGGGUUGAGCAUGGAGGGCCUGGUUCUUGCUUACUUCCAUUAUUAUAAAUUCACAAUGUAAGUCAUUGUGAAAUUGAAAAAAUACUUUGGAGCCAAGGCUUUGGAACCAGUUCAGUAGUUCCAAUAUGCGGUAAAUUGGUAUAUUUUUAUGCAUCAGAGCAGACAUCUGAAAUUAAACCAGUGUCACAGGCUAGAAUCAGACUGAGUUGCAAACAGAUAUUGAUACUGAAACCCGGCAUGGUGAUGGUUUACCUAAAUAGCUAUUUGUUGUAUAAUCAGAUUAUCUGAGGCCACUUUUCUGAUAGCAUUAUUUGAAAUCACAAACGGUGUAUAUACAGCAGUGUUGGGAUUUCAUAAGCAAUCCAAAGCUGUGGAAUACUAUGGAGAUGAAACCUUUACAUAUGCAAAAGGCUCAUGGGAUGCAGGGUUGUUCUGUUUUGUUGAACUUGGAAAAACUGAAACUGGGUAUGGGUUGAGCAAAAGACAUAUUACUCCUUAAUUGGAUACCUACAGGCCUGAUUGCUCUAUCAUAUUUGUAUCGAUCAGGCGUACCGCCACUGAAAUCAAUAGAGCUACCCUAGUAUAAAAUGAGUGCAAGCGAGAGCAGAAUCAGGCCCAUACUGUGCACAUAAACUGAGGAGAGAUCACUCCAUUGGAGAUUUGACCUGGCAAUCACAAUAUCACUUUAUCCUUUCUGCUUGACCCUCACUGCCAGCCUUUCCACAGUUAAUUUACAUUUAUUUGCACUAAAACAGGGCAGGCUACCUCUCUCACACCUGAUGUCCUGAAUCUGUACAAAUUCUCUUUUCAUUUAUAAAAAUGAAUACAGCUGUAUAGAAGUCAUUGUGAAAUUGAAAAAAUACUUUGGAGCCAAGGCUUUGGAACCAGUUCAGUAGUUCCAAUAUGCAAUAAAUUGGUAUAUUUUUAUGCAUCAGGACAGACAUCUUCAGUGAUGAGAAUUGUUGUCAGCUGUUCCAGGAAUAUUAAAUGGCCAGAAUACUGUACUUUUUUAUUGCAACAUGUGCAAUUCACUUUAUGUUCUUGUGCACUUUUUUGUACAAAAGCUUUUUCAAUCGUUUUAUUAUUUUUUGCCAUUAUUUAUAAAAAUAUAGUGUGGGUUUAAUAUUUUACAUUUGCAUUAUGUUUUAGCAAAUGGUGGCUUUCCGGUGUUAUGUUUUUCAGCUUCUAAACAAAAUGCAAAUAAACUAACAUUCUAAAAUGUUACCUGCUGCACUGAGGACCUAGACAAAGAGGUAUCUGGGGAAAGUUUGAACCAAUCGAAGCAGUGAUAAGUAAUAAUCUAAACAGUAGUCACAGGAAGAGGAGACUUGUAUUGCUGGAGGAGAGGUUGUAGCUUCCCAGAAGACUUAAGAAGAAUGUCUCACACAAACCUCUUCA